Amphiprion ocellaris (clown anemonefish) is the source of this 1990-nucleotide messenger RNA. It is a transcript of the gene elovl8b, whose product is annotated as ELOVL fatty acid elongase 8b. The transcript has 9 exons. NCBI's taxonomy places the organism in Eukaryota, Metazoa, Chordata, Actinopteri, Pomacentridae. Gene Ontology annotation, molecular function: fatty acid elongase activity. The coding region runs from base 367 to 1170 and encodes 267 amino acids. Gene Ontology annotation, cellular component: endoplasmic reticulum membrane. The record is from RefSeq and is a predicted model, not a curated record. Gene Ontology annotation, biological process: sphingolipid biosynthetic process; very long-chain fatty acid biosynthetic process; fatty acid elongation, monounsaturated fatty acid.
AGAUGAUCUGAAGCAGAACAAACAGGAAGUGAUCGAUGUUUCCUCAGCAGUUUCUCCGGUUAAUUCAAAGUUAUUCGGUAGAAGGGCGGUUUCCACAUAGCUUCAGGGCUUAUUUAGCGGUUAUACCUGUCGCUGCACAGCUUCCUCCCGGUUCGUCUUCAUUUAUUUAUCAGAGGAUCUGACUCCUGCUGCUGCUGCAGGGCGGGCUUCAAGUUCAACUUUGCCUGCAGUUAUUUAACAAACCGUUUCAGACAGUGUCCAAAGGUUUUUCUACUGCUGGCACUGAGGAUCUCUGCUGAAUCACUGUUUGCAAGAUGGAAUCUGCAUGGCAAAGUGUCCUGUCUGCGCACCAGAGGAUAGUGGACAAUGGAGAACACCAGUUCCACUGGCAGCCAAACAGAUCCAGAGCAUAAUACUGCCACCACUGUGCCUGAUGAUAAGAGGACGGAUCCAUGGCUGCUGGUCUACUCCCCCGUCCCUGUGGCGCUCAUCUUCCUGGUUUACCUCGGUGUGGUCUGGGCUGGUCCUCGUCUGAUGAAAAACAGAGAACCCGUUGACCUCAAAGUAGUUCUCAUUGUUUACAACUUCGCCAUGGUUGGCCUGUCCGCAUACAUGUGCUAUGAGUUCCUGGUCACAUCGUGGCUCUCGAGCUACAGCCUCCUCUGUCAGCCUGUAGAUUACAGCACCGGUCCGCUGGCAAUGAGGAUGGCCAGAGUGUGCUGGUGGUUUUUCUUCUCCAAGGUCAUAGAGCUCAGCGACACUCUUUUCUUCAUCCUGAGGAAGAAGAACAAUCAGCUGACUUUCCUUCACGUUUACCACCACGGCACCAUGAUCUUCAACUGGUGGUUGGGAGUCAAGUAUGUGGCCGGAGGACAGUCGUUCUUCAUCGGCCUGGUCAACACCUUUGUUCACGUUGUGAUGUACUCUUACUAUGGCCUGGCUGCAAUCGGGCCUCACAUGCAGAAGUAUUUAUGGUGGAAACGUUACCUGACGUCUCUGCAGCUGGUGCAGUUUGUGAUGUUCAUCGUGUACACCGGCCACAACCUGUACGCAGAGUGCGACUUCCCCGACUCCAUGAACAUGCUGGUGUUUGGCUACUGCAUCACCCUCAUCAUCCUCUUCAGUAACUUCUAUUAUAAGAGCUACGUCAGUAAGAAGAAGCAGAAAUGAGGUGCAGUGAUGAGGCAUUACAUAUAACCAAACACACUGAGGCUUUAUGCUAAGUGCUGAUAUGAGUGCGUUCUGUCAGCUGGAAGGUUUUUAUACAGUGAAUUCAGUUUGGUUUUUUGUUUAUCUGCAGUAUUCAUCAGUGUCCAGUAGAGGGCACAACAUGCCCACAAUCUGAAGGUCUUUCUCAGGGUGCUACAGUUAAAACGUUCAGUACUUUACAGGCAGGAAUAAUUUUAACAAUUGUGUGAUCAUUCAGUUAUUUAUUUCUUAAAUUGAGAAAUGACAAACAUUCAAAUGAUUGAUGUAAACAAACUGUACAUUUUAUACAUAUAAUAAUAAUAAUAAUAAUAAUAAUAAUAAUAAUAAUAAUAAUAAUAAUAAUAAUAAUAAUAAUAAUAAAGUAGGUUGGUUUCUCUGCAUUAUUGCAGAAUUAAUGAGGCCAAACCCUCCUCCAGGGAUAAAUCCAAAAGCAAAAAAAAAAAAAAACUUAACAAAAUACAGAAAUGCAAACUUUUUUUCCACUGCUAAAAACAGCACAGCAAAAUGAUAUAUUCUUAUCUACACUUCAGUCUGAAACAGAUUGAAAGAUGUAGAGUAAAGAGAAAAUAACACGAAGAGGAGGGAAAGAGAGGACGUUUGAUUUAAAGUCUGUUCAGGAGUGUUUAUAUAUUAAAACCGCAAAGUAUUGCAUGAAUAAGCUCAGUCUGAUUGAACUUAAGUGUGCAACUCUUAGCACUAAUGUAUUAAAGUCAGAUUCCCUGUACGUGAUGAAUUCCUGGACAAUAAACAUGAACCGAAGAAAGACAAGACUGUUUAACUA